CGCCAACGGUUUGAAAUGAAAUGAAGAAAGAGAUCCCGGAUUCCGGAUAUUAUUCACCUUAAUGAUUUCAGUAUUAUGUCCUCUUAAACUAUAUUCUAAGUCUCUUAUUUCAAUUGGUCGUCCUCGAUUUUCACAACUUUCACUUCUAAUUCUCUUCUCUUUUCCUAACAGUUUAUAUCUUCUCUUAUGAAAUAUUGAAAUACUAUAGCUGUCUGUCUCUGUUCAGCUUAGCUCCCUGUGCUUGCUACAGUCGUAUUCACAUGUGACAUCACCAAUAGCUACACUUCUAUACCUCACACCUCGACACCUCGACGGAUGAUUCCUUUCAAUCGCAACGCCUAUAUUUUCCAGGAACUACAAUUCUAGUCUUCAUAUGACCUAUAUAACCUAUUGACGAAGAACUAAAUAAGUAGAAAAUGAACGCUUCUCUGGGAUAGCGCAGCGCUAAGCAUAUACCGAACCUCUUCUACCCUUCUUGAGCUAAGUGUUGUACAAAAUCAUAACAUUGAACAAGACCAAAAUGCCCCUACCAUUUCUUGGUCGAUUAGACAUAGUCGAGUAUUUCGCCCUUGUGGGUUCGUUCUUACUCGUCGGUCUCGAAGCCUUUGUUCGAGUAUUAACAUUAGCUUUACCAACCUCCCUAUUAAACCUCUUCUACCGAGCCUCGCGACGGGUGUUUAACAGGUUAACCACAGAAGCGCAGAAAAGAGCGGAACAGAGAAGAAAGUCUAUCUCGACCUCGAUUAGAAAUGCCUCCGAUUUCGUCGACCUCUGCGCCAUGUAUGGCUAUACAGCCGAGGAACAUGUACUACAAACUAAAGAUGGGUACCUUCUCGGAAUACACCGCCUAGCAUGGAGAAAAGGUGAAGAAGAUAUGAAGGUCAACGAUGGACCUGCCAGUCUCAAGAAACGUGUUGUCUAUCUUCAUCAUGGGCUUUUGAUGAACAGCGAAGUUUGGGUUUGUCUUACUGAUGCGCAAAGGUCCCUCCCUUUCGUGUUGGUGGAAAGGGGCUACGAUGUUUGGUUGGGCAACAACCGAGGAAAUAAAUACUCCAAGAAAUCGGCCAAGUACUCGCCGACUUCUAUCGAUUUUUGGAAUUUCUCGAUCGAUGAGUUUGCUUUUUAUGAUAUCCCGGAUUCCAUCAACUACAUUUUGGAAACUACAAAACAGACAUCGUUAUCAUACAUUGGUUUCUCUCAGGGAACUGCGCAAGCAUUUGCCAGUUUAGCGAUACACCCUAAGCUUAAUGAACAGGUCAAUGUCUUCAUCGCAUUGGCUCCAGCCAUGUCGCCUGCUGGGUUGAACAAUGGAAUCGUUGAUGCUCUCAUCAAAGCUUCGCCUCAGGUCCUAUUCCUGCUCUUCGGCAGGCGUUCCAUCCUUAGCUCUGCUACGAUGUGGCAGUCUAUAUUAUACCCGCCCAUCUUCAUCAAGCUCAUCGAUAUGGGGUUGUCGUUCCUGUUUGGGUGGAAGACUAAAAACCUAUCCGUCAGCCAGAAGCUUGCUGCUUACCCGCACCUAUAUUCUUUCACUAGCACCAAGUCCGUCGUGCACUGGUUUCAGAUUAUUCGCAAUCAGUCGUUCCAGAUGUAUGACGAUGACGUGCAGACGCCUUUAUCUGUCAACGGCUCAAACAAGUACACGAAAGUCGCCAAGUAUCCAACUCGCAAUAUCAAGACCCCAAUUGUCUUAGUUUAUGGAGGUAGCGACUCCCUAGUGGACAUCGAGGUCAUGAUGAGAGAAUUGCCCAAUCGAACGGUUGCUACUGAAAUUCCACACUAUGAACAUCUCGAUUUCCUCUGGGCUCGCGAUGUCGAUGCUCAAGUCUUCCAACAUGUCUUUGACGCAUUGGAAAAUUUCAGGGGUGCGGAACAUUCGGUAGAACAGUUUGAAAGUUACCAGCGGGCUCGAAGCGUCAGCUUAUCGGCCUCCAAUGAAUUCAAACAACCUAAGCUAAAUAAUGGUAGCGCUCGUUUCAACAGCGACACUCCCGAAUCGGACUCGACAUCUGUUUUAUCUAAUGGACCAAAUGGACCCAACGGACAGGCUCAAGGGAACAGCGGCGAAUCUCACAAAGCGCGUGAAAAUCCUAUGGAUUACUCUGAUUUUACCACAGAACCAAUUCAAACACCGACUGCGGCAAAGUCCCAUCCACAGGAUCACACUAUCACCACCAUCGUAGAAGACGUUACCUCACCUUCAUCGGAGAGAGUAACCCCAUCAGGGGCGCAGGAUGGCACAAACGACUUGUCCGAUCCUACGACCCCAAGUCCAUCGACACAGAAAAAAGAUUAUCGCAGGCGUAACAGCGCGGCUAGUAACCUUAGCCUAGACUCUAUGAGAGGUGGCCGGGGCAUUAGGGUCGGUGCCGCUAAGCCUACCACCGGGAGUAGUAGUGACGAAGGUCGGAGGCAUUCUGGUUUCGAUUGAUACCCAGUUACAAGUCGUGAAUUCUAAAGCGCAGUGUAUAUAAAUUGGGCGCACGGUUUAGAUUGGCGUUAUUACAUAGACCUAGUCCUAGUCGAAAGACUCAAAAGCCCCCGGACUUCGGAGUUUCGAACACGGAAAGAAUGUGUAUUUAGUUACCUGGUUACAUAACUUACCUAGGUACCUACCUGGUACAUCUUUACAUAUAUUUACAUUGUCAUUAUGGCAGCUCAAGUUCCUCGCGAUGAUAUUUGAAUGGAGAAAUAGAAUACUCCAAAAGCCUUACUAGGUAUUUGGGAGG
Messenger RNA from Annulohypoxylon maeteangense, 2726 nucleotides. Its product is annotated as alpha/beta-hydrolase. The transcript is spliced from 6 exons. The coding region runs from base 521 to 2428 and encodes 635 amino acids. The record is from RefSeq and is a predicted model, not a curated record. Lineage: Eukaryota; Fungi; Ascomycota; Sordariomycetes; Xylariales; Hypoxylaceae.